Molecule: messenger RNA, 1456 nt
Organism: Zonotrichia leucophrys gambelii
Lineage: Eukaryota; Metazoa; Chordata; Aves; Passeriformes; Passerellidae
Gene: P2RY8
Product: P2Y receptor family member 8
Exons: 3
Coding region: 205-1278 (357 amino acids)
Biological process (GO): phospholipase C-activating G protein-coupled receptor signaling pathway; positive regulation of Rho protein signal transduction
Cellular component (GO): plasma membrane
Molecular function (GO): G protein-coupled purinergic nucleotide receptor activity
Source: RefSeq, a predicted model, not a curated record
UUCGGUGUCAUUUAAGAGGCUUUCAAGGUGCACUGUACUUCUCAGCCCAGAUCUUACUCAUAGAGGAAAUCUGAUCUGCUGCAGCACGGAAACAUCAGCAGUGAGAUGGCGAGACAAAUUCCUUAGGGAGCUGCUUGUUUUCAAGCCAAGUGUUCAUGAUAUGAUCCAGCUGGCUUACAGGGAUCAACAAUCCACUUAUGAAAAAUGGUUAAAAACGAAUCCCACCUGGAUGAUUUGACACUGGCAAUGCUCCAGAAUAAAACAGUCUCCAUCACCCUCCCAGUUGUGUAUACAGUAGUGGCUGUGAUCAGCAUCCCUGGCAAUUUGUUCUCCCUUUGGGUGCUCUGCUGGCACAUCAAACCCAAAACACCUUCUGUUAUUUUCAUGAUCAACUUAAGCAUCACGGACCUUAUGCUGGCCUUAUGUUUCCCCUUCCAGAUUUCUUAUCACGUCCGAAGCAAUCACUGGACAUUUGGCAAGACUCUUUGCAGCCUUGUGACAGUGAUGUUCUAUUCCAACAUGUAUUCUUCCAUACUGACCAUGACCUUUAUCAGCAUGGAGCGGUACAUGGGUGUGGUACACCCCUUGAAGUCGGUCAAGUGGAGAAGAAAAAGAUAUGCCUUGGGUGCCUGCCUAGCUAUGUGGUUUGCAUUGCUACUAGCCUUCUACCCACUAGAAACUACAGACCUGACCUAUGAAGUGAAAGAAUUAGGGAUUAUAACCUGUUUUGAUGUCCUUAAAUGGAAUAUGCUGCCCAACUUUGCAGCUUGGGUAGCCUUUCUCCUCACUUUAUUUGUUGUGCUGUUCCUGAUCCCUUUUGUUAUAACAGUUGGAUGCUACAUUGGUAUCAUUAGGAAGCUAAUUCAGACAUCAAGCAGAUAUGGCAAUAAGCAAAAGACUAGAUCUAUAUACCUGGCAAUAAUUGUCCUUCUGUCCUUCAUCACUUGCUUUGCCCCCAAUAACUUUAUCCUACUUGCACAUAUGAUCAGCCGCCUAUUUUACAACCGCAGUUUGUACCCUGCCUACAAGCUUACCUUGUGCCUCAGUUGCUUCAACAACUGCAUAGAUCCCUUCAUUUAUUAUUUUGCAUCGAGAGAAUUUUACCAGAAAUUCAUGCAAUUGUUUCGCCCUAUGGUACCGCUCAACGACAGCUUGGAAACCAGAAGGGAAAGUUUAUUCUCUGGCAGGACCAUGUCAGCCAGAUCGAUGUCAAGUGGACCCAUGGAUGGGUUAGAGGGAGUAAGGAUCAAUUUGCAAAGGCAGGAAAGUGUUUUUUAGUGUUAGAUAUUCCCAGAAGAAAGACACCUGUGAAACUCAGGAGUAGAUACAGAAAACAUUUCCUUUUGAAAGGCCAUGCUGAAAAUACCUUGCUUCAGUGACAGAACUCAAACUGUACUUAAAUUGCAUUUCAGGAUUUUCUGGUCAUGGAAGUGCUAAAGGAACUGAAUUUCUUCAA